Messenger RNA from Aspergillus saccharolyticus JOP 1030-1, 3406 nucleotides. RefSeq names its product F-box domain protein. Lineage: Eukaryota; Fungi; Ascomycota; Eurotiomycetes; Eurotiales; Aspergillaceae. The transcript has 2 exons. The coding region runs from base 350 to 3364 and encodes 1004 amino acids. The record is from RefSeq and is a predicted model, not a curated record. Gene Ontology annotation, molecular function: protein binding.
CGCAUGGAUUCUGUUGUCCCUUCCGUUAUCUCAUGCCUCUUUAGAGCUUAGUCUGAUUGACUUUCGUCAACUGAAACCAGGCCCGGCGAUCACCGUUGCAUUGGUCUGCGUUUGGGAGAGACACAGCCACCGGGGUCGCUAGUUGGCGCUUACCGUGCUUUCCACUCCCACCCACCCCCCGCCAAAAGAGCGCCAAAUCCUGCCUUUGGAAUCCUGCUUCUGAAAUCCUGUUAACUUUUCCCCUAUAUCCCUUUCCGUCAUGAUGCUGGAUGGAUACAAUUGCUUUUAGAACUGUGUCUGCAUUUGUGUUCAGCAAAUGUAGACACUCAUGGGUUGGUCCUCGUUGAUCAUGGAUGAGGAGGUUCAAUUACCUUUGGCUGAGCGGCUCGAAGGGCCCCAUCAUGAUGAUGCGCAGCAUCCAACACCACCAACAGCAUGCUUGACCAAGCUGCAACGCGGUCCGAUCACAGACGAGAAAGAGCUCGCAGGCGAGCAGCGUUCUUCCCCUUUUGCGCGUCUACCUCGCACAGUCAUCGAGCAUAUACUCUUCGUUGCGGAUGCUAACACAUUCGCGUCGCUCGCCUUACUGAAUCGCAAAUGGAGACGGAUCUCUGACUCGACUGUGCUCUAUUCUCACCAUCUGACUCAAUGCCCGUCUUUUUCUCUAACUCAGAAGGCCGUUGCCGAGCCAUGUCGGCCAUGCGAUUUGUCACACCUCAAACAACUGUUUUGCACCCAAAUCAGACGCAAUGCCUUCGAGACCUUUUUGCGACCUCGCAGGACUUUGAUCAAGCUGAUAUCGACCUCAAUGAGCUCGUCGACUGCCUUUCCGCAGGGUGAAGCUUUCAGGUUCUCUUUCUCCCCCAAUGGCCAACUGAUUUUGUGCAUCAGUUCUUCUAGAAUCGUGGUUCUUGACGUCACUUCAAACUCGGCUUCAGUGAAGCAUGAACUCAAAACCUGGAGGCGUCCACUACAUGCUGCGAUUGCAGACGAUGGCUCUCUGCUGGCCGUGGUUUCUUCCAGCCAUCGCGUCAAUAUUUACAGUCUUUGUAGUGAGGAAGCAAGGCUGGUCCAAGAUCUCACAUUGAACGAUGUUCCUCGAACGCUAGCACUAUCCCCCACGGGAGGUGUGCUUGCUAUUGCGUACGAUGAUAGCAUUGAAGUACAUGCUAUCGGAGAAGGGGUGCUAGCUACUGAAAGACGAGCAGUCCGCUGCUCUGGCGUCGACGCUGUCUCUUUCUCUUCAGAUGGAGCCAUGCUUCUCGGCACCUCCGCCGAUCCCCAAAAUAGCGGUUUGGUCACGAUAUCCGUCCCGUUCUACGCCGAAUCAGAGCCUGAACUUUCGCUCAGAGAUGUUCAGAGACGGAUGUGGACGACCCAAAUCCUCUUCCCAGAUGUCACCACGGGGUUCAGUCGCGCAUGUAUGCUCCCUCUCCACUCCGAGGGCGAGGGUAGUUGGAUCUUGGGUUUUGACGAACAAAUCAAUUCACUUCGAGCAUUUGGAGCCAAUAAUACUGGUUCAGGCACAAUUUACUUUGUGACGCCGAUGUCCGAUGACGGAUUAAGAGAAUCCCCUCCCAUCAUGCUACCUACUGUUGAUGCGAUGGGGGAACUGGUUGCGGCUGGCUUCGAAGAGUCCGGCCUUUGGGUUUAUGGCAUACCUGAUCGACUGGAUAUAGCUCCUGUUGCAACAAGCGCACGACCAACCGUGGACUCAGAUGUGAAUUUAAAUACCUGGGCGCAUGAAGGCGCGCUAGUUGGCGAAGACUGCUCAACCCGACUAGAGCGGUCCCUCACCAAACCGAAAGUACUCAUCAAGGGCCACAAAGUAAGUGAUAUGCCCGGUAUGACUGCAGCCCAUUGGGUAGAAUGCCCAGGGAUGGCCGCAGAACACAGGCGCUUGGUGGCCGUCGCGCCAGGCGGCAUAAGUCCCCCAACAAUUGGCGAGGAAGAUGUGCCUGUUGAUGGUGGACGAGUCCUUUUGCUGGACUUUGCACGGUCGGCAAGCGAUGGCAAUCACCUUGAGAUCAGUAUUGAGGUCGGCGAUGCCGAACCGAAAAUGCUUAGCGAGCCAGACUCGAGUCUGGCGACAGAGGUGGAACUAGAACGGAGAAGGACUCGCAUACACCGUGCCAACGCCACUUUGCCGCGAGCAAGAGCAUUUGCGCGAGAGUCAUAUCCGUCGGCCAGUUCUGUCUACCACUCGUCUCGGCCGAACAUCCGCCGCAACAGCUCCUUCUUCUCAAGUUCGUCGAAUGGGGACGCAUAUCAUAUUCCUGAGUCUCCGUAUGACAAUACACAACCGCGGUCAAGAGAUACCCUGCGUCGCGCUGCAACCGCAGUGGCUCAUACUAGGGAACGACAUAACCCUCAGCCUCGCAAUGCGCAGCGUCUCUCCCAGACCCCGAGACCAGUUCCUCAGGCUUUCCAGGUUCCUCAUGAAAGCGACGCUGACAACUGGGUGCCGCCGCCUCCACCCUAUUCUCGCGUGCCAGAUGCACCCCUACCCGAGUAUCUGCGAACAACCUUGCUACCUUCCAGAACAGAGCCCAUCACUCGGGUUGGUGAACCUCCCGCCGAUGUUCGACGCUCGCAAACCAGCCGUCUCGAGAGUAUGGCCGAGGAAGCGCCCUCUCGGGGUUCGCUGCAAAGGUUGAACAGUAUUGCCGGUGUUAGGCUAGCCUCCCGCUUGAUGCGGAACAGCAUCCGGGAGCCCGACUCUCUCGAACGAGUACGAAGACCGACCUCGAUUAUGCGCAGGAGAAAAAGUUCCGCCACCGGCGCUCCGCCGAACCUUGAAAGCCAAGCACCGCUAGUAGCCCCCCUUCAAGAAGCGGUCGAACACCAGAGACAACCUCAACUGGAGAGCAUAACCGACUACUCAGUGCAGCCUAGCCGAUCUGUGCCGCUGCUCUCUACUGACCCGUCUGUACCCCAAUCAAAUCCUCAAGUCGACUAUGGUAAUUUCUCGCUCGAGCAACCUCUUAUGCAUGCCCGAAUCGACACUCCGGAGUCCAUACCCGUUACGCCGGAAGUCGGCAACAACCGCCGAUAUUCCAUCUCCUCCCCGAACCUCCGAGUCUCAUCGGUUCCACAGUACGAUGCGCCCGAAGUCUUCCAAGGCAGUCAGCGUCGUCCCAGUCAUCCCUACCGUAUGGUCGACCGCCGGUUUCAAUCCCAAGAAGUCCGAUCACCGGUAGGAGACGUGAUCCAGCCCCUCCACCACCGGGCUUCGACUGACCCCACGCUAUCGGCAAGCUCCCAAGCGGCUGCACAUGACCUGUGGCGGCGACGCAUUGAGGAGUGGAAUGAACAAACCAUUUACGAGAGGAGUAAACGGCGAAGCAAAUGUAUUGUGAUGUAGGAUGGAGAUUUUUUACCUUUUUUUUUUUUUUGUGGGGGGGGG